This is a messenger RNA of Gymnodraco acuticeps, 2786 nucleotides long. RefSeq names its product citrate synthase (gene cs). Gene Ontology annotation, biological process: tricarboxylic acid cycle; citrate metabolic process; carbohydrate metabolic process. Gene Ontology annotation, cellular component: mitochondrial matrix. The record is from RefSeq and is a predicted model, not a curated record. Lineage: Eukaryota; Metazoa; Chordata; Actinopteri; Perciformes; Bathydraconidae.
GGCCAGAAUCUCUCUUCUUCAACCUUCUGUUUCUGGAGGGGCACCUUCAACAAGCUCCGCACCGGCAGCGGCUUCAUUUCGUUACUCAAGAAUACGUGGAAAUACCACACCUGUUCACAGACACCAUGUCUUUCCUCACUGUCAGCAGGUUAGCGCCUAAACUCCUCAACUCAAAGAAUGCUGCGUUCCUUCAGGCUGCCAGGAAUGCCAGCGCUUCAACAACAAAUCUGAAGGAUAUCCUGGCCGACCUCAUCCCCAAAGAACAGACCCGCAUCAAGAGCUUCAAACAGCAGUACGGCAAAACCAACAUAGGCCAGAUCAACGUCGACAUGGUGUACGGAGGCAUGCGGGGGAUGAAGGGUCUGGUGUACGAGACCUCUGUUCUGGAUCCUGAUGAGGGUAUCCGUUUCCGUGGCUACAGCAUCCCAGAAUGUCAGGGUCUGCUGCCCAAAGCUCCAGGAGGACAGGAGCCGCUGCCCGAGGGUCUUUUCUGGCUGCUGAUCACAGGACAGGUGCCCACCGAGGAGCAGGUGAGCUGGGUCUCCAAAGAGUGGGCUAAGAGAGCGGCCCUCCCCUCCCACGUGGUCACCAUGCUGGAUAACUUCCCCACCAACCUGCACCCCAUGUCCCAGUUCAGCGCAGCCAUCACGGCUCUGAACAGCGAGAGCAGCUUCGCCCGCGCCUACUCCGAGGGGGUGCACAAGUCCAAGUACUGGGAGUUUGUGUAUGAGGACUCCAUGGAUCUGAUUGCGAAGCUGCCCUGCAUCGCUGCCAAGAUCUACCGUAACCUUUACCGUGAGGGCAGCAGCAUCGGAGCCAUCGACUCCAACCUGGACUGGUCCCACAACUUCAGCAACAUGCUGGGAUACAACGACUCCCAGUUCACUGAGCUCAUGAGGCUCUACCUCACCAUACACAGUGACCAUGAAGGAGGGAACGUCAGCGCUCACACCAGCCACCUGGUGGGCAGCGCUCUGUCCGACCCCUACCUGUCCUUCAGCGCCGCCAUGAACGGCCUCGCUGGCCCUCUGCACGGCCUCGCCAACCAGGAGGUGCUGGUGUGGCUGACGGCGCUGCAGAAGGAGCUGGGAGGAGAAGUCUCUGACGAGAAGAUGAGGGAUUACAUCUGGAACACACUCAAGUCUGGACGGGUUGUCCCCGGUUACGGCCACGCCGUCCUGAGGAAGACGGACCCCCGCUACACCUGCCAGCGGGAGUUUGCUCUGAAGCACCUGCCCAACGACCCGCUGUUCAAGAUGGUGGCUCAGCUCUACAAGAUCGUGCCCAACGUGCUGCUGGAGCAGGGCAAGGCCAAGAACCCCUGGCCCAACGUGGACGCCCACAGCGGGGUGCUGCUGCAGUAUUAUGGGAUGUCUGAGAUGAACUACUACACGGUUCUGUUCGGAGUGUCCCGGGCUCUCGGUGUCCUCGCUCAGCUGGUGUGGAGCCGGGCGCUGGGCUUCCCUCUGGAGCGCCCCAAGUCCAUGAGCACGGACGGACUGAUGGCUCUGGUGGGGGCCAAGUCAGGCUGAACACCUGAGCACAGGUGUGGGGGGGCGGGGCUUAAAGUCAGGGCUGCAGGGGCGGAGGAAACAUCCAGGGAUUUAAAGAGACAGUACGCUUUUUAAUCCUCUAAAGAAGGGCCAUUUAAAAACACGUGUAACCCGCAGUAGACUCGCUAUAAACCGCAGCUGUGUUCCUACGACCAGGCGGUGACAGUCAAAGGGAAUUAUGGGAUAUUAUCAAACAUCUAAAGUCGCAGUUAUUAUUCCCCCUGUAAGCUUCAAUUAUGCCCCCACCCCCCCCCCCCCCCCCCCCCCCCCCCCCCGCUUCACUCCCGUUAACGACACUCCAGUUUAGAGUCGACCAUUUCAAAAAGGUACUGGCCCUUUAAAUCUUUGGUCCCUCCUCCUCCUGCUGCUUGUAGUUUAUUUUUAUUUUUUAUUAAUGACCUGUGUCGCCUCUAUGAUCAAAAUAACUGUCGACUUCUCUCUGCUCAAAGCGUGGAGAGUAAUGUACAGUAACGGUAAUUAAGGAAUACAGAUUUGAGCAAAGGGUGUUGUAACUGGCAGUAAAUCCUUUAAGAGCAAGCGUGAAUUAUGAAGUGUGUUGGGAUGAGGGCGGGUGGGUGGGUUGGCGGGCGGGCGGGCUUUGUACAAUAAGUCCCGUCUCUACUUGAGUGUGUCUUUACCCCCACAGCGGAGCGCUUUAAACAACUACUCCAAACUGAGCACUUGCUUGAUUGGAUCCCCCUAAUCAGUAGCGUUAGAUGAAACCAGGAUGACUGCGUCUCCCUUUUUACAGUUUUUUUUCUCUUUGGUGUUGAAUAUGUAUAAAACUAUAAUCUCUGGGUUCUCAUUUGGUGGUUUUAUUUAUACUUUGUGUACAUAGUUAUAUAUAUAUGUAUAGCUUGAAUGUAUGAGCUUGUAAUGACCCCAAUGAUUCACGUAGUUUCCCCACAGUGUCGUGUAGAAAGCGUCGAAAAAAACUCAGAAAUCGGCAGCUAUGUAAAUACACGACUCCUCACCGGUGCUUUUGGAUUCUGAAGAUUCACGCUUGCUCUCAAAGCCCUGGGUUUGUCAACACUCCAUGUGUGUGUAGUUUAUUUCUAGUCAGUAGCUUCCUCUUCUGGUUUGUGUUGGUUAUUUUGAUCGUAGAGGUUGUUCGUGUCUGGAGGACUCAGUAGAGGAAUGUGUGGGGGUUAGGUCAGGAGGGGUCAAAAAGGGCAAGAUAAACUUGAGGAAAACCCAACGACAAAAAGAAAAUAAUAAAGGUUUUUAUUGACA